AUGUUCGCCAGGCCGAGCGGGCCAUGGGCCAACCUGUGCCUGCUGGCCGUCUUCGUCCUGACCAUCAUCUUCAGCAUCUCGUCCCUAGUCUAUGAGCGCCAGGGUCAACCUUUCUCGUGCCGGACCUGGGGCGAGUGCGGCUACCUCGAGCGCCCGACUUACAAGCACGACAUCCCAGGCGAUCUCGACGUUGUUGUCGACCAGGGCAAAUCUCACGACGACACCACCCUUUACACGCGCGAGAUCCUCAACCUCCCACACCCAAACCUCCUCAUCCUCGUCGUGAGCAAGGACUCGGCCUCGUGGGGCGCCGACUCCCGCUCCUCGGGCCGUACCCCUACGGACCUGAUCGACCUGCUCAUCCGCACAGAUCUCGACUUCACCAGCGUGUCCAUCGGCCUGCUGACCACGCAGCGGGACGAGUUCGACUCGAUCAAGAACGCCACCCGCGCCCUGCCCUUUGCCAGGACCUCCAUCUUGCUCCAGCCGGCAUCGUCAUCCUCACGCCCUGAUGACGACGACAGCGAGACCACGCACCGUGCAAACAUUGCUCGCGCCCGCAACUACCUCAUGCUCCGCACCGUGCAGGACGAGACGCACCUGCUCUGGAUCGACGCCGACAUUGUCGAGCUGUCCGAGGGCCUGGUGCAGCGCAUGAUGGACCAGGCCAACAAGAACCCGCACGUCGGGCUCAUGACGGCCCGGUGCAGGCUGCGGGACGCCGACAGCGACUACGACACUAAGGCGUGGAGCCUGUCGGCGCAUGCUGGGGGUUCUGAUGGCAGCAACGAUAAUGAUAAUCAGCGCGCUGGUGAGAAAGCGGCGGCCGAGAGAGCAAAGAUGAUCACGGGCGCGGUCCCGCUGUCCGACCAGGCCAGCGCCGCGCAGGAGCUGCGCGACACGCGGACGCAGGCCGGCCAGCUGCUGGCGGGCACUGCGGACGAUGCGCUCGUCCCGCUGGACAGCGUGGGCGCCACGAUCCUCUAUAUCCGGUCCGACCUGGUGCUGCGCGGGGUCAUCUUCCCGCCGUUCAAUGUCGUGGGCACGCUCUGGGAUCACGGAGGCUGGACGGGCAUGGAGACAGAGGGAAUCUGCUACAUGGCUCGGCAGAUUGCCGGCAAGGGGUGUUAUCUGCUUGGAGGGCAGAAUUAUGUCAGGCACGCUGAUCUGGGCAGCAGUGUUUCCUGA
Molecule: messenger RNA, 1188 nt
Organism: Microdochium trichocladiopsis
Lineage: Eukaryota; Fungi; Ascomycota; Sordariomycetes; Xylariales; Microdochiaceae
Product: Anp1-domain-containing protein
Exons: 1
Coding region: 1-1188 (395 amino acids)
Source: RefSeq, a predicted model, not a curated record